This is a messenger RNA of Malaclemys terrapin pileata, 4650 nucleotides long. RefSeq lists its product as uncharacterized. The transcript is spliced from 6 exons. Gene Ontology annotation, molecular function: zinc ion binding. The coding region runs from base 141 to 3371 and encodes 1076 amino acids. The record is from RefSeq and is a predicted model, not a curated record. NCBI's taxonomy places the organism in Eukaryota, Metazoa, Chordata, Testudines, Emydidae.
GGCAUUGUCCUGUCCCGGCUCCCGGCUCCCGGCCGCGGCGCGCGCGGUGCAUUGUGGGGGAGGAGCCCCGGUGCCCGGGCCCCCGGGACGGGACGGAGCUCGGCAGUGGCUCCCCGCGCCCACCCUCCGCCCGCAGGGCCAUGGGGGACCUGGGCCUGGGCCAGGAGUUCCACACGUGGCAUCAGUUCAGCAGCUUCUUCGAUGACUGGUGCGAGAAGCACAAGGUGCUAUUCAUCAUCGCCAGCCUCAAGCCGCUGAUCUCGCUGCGCCAGAACCCGCUGCACUACCAGCCCAGCCUGGCCGCCACCCUGCGCUUCCGCUUCGUCCGCCUCAUCUGCAAGCACAGCGGCACCUACGUGGGCCAGAGCACCGUGCAACGCAACCGGCUCAGCGAGAAGAUCGACUGCCCGGCCUCCAUCACGCUGCGACUGGGCCCCAAGAAGGACCGGCUGGUGGUGAUUGAGGCCAGCCUGGAGCACAACCACAAGUUGUCAGAGGUGGAGUUUGCUCACUACUUCAAGCGUCACCAGCUGGAGGCCAGCAUGGGGCUGCCCAUCCGCAUCACCAACAGCGUGUCCAAGCGGUUCCUGGCGCCCGACCUGAUCUGGAACCUGGAGGACUACAGCAAGGCCAAGGACAAGGGCAUGUGCGAGUUGCUGAGCCAGCUGGACGGCCUAUUCAAGAGCGACCCGGCCGCCAAGGUCAAGCUGGUCUUCCAAGAGGACGUGGCCGUGCUCAACAGCAUCUUCCUGGCCACGUCGCACAUGCGGAGCCUGGUGCAGCGCUUCCCCCGCUGCCUCUACAUGGACAAGGCGGCCUGCGUCAACAGCGAGUUCGAGCUCUACUCGGUGCUCUGCCAGGACGGCAACGGGCGGGGCCGCGAGUGCGCGUACUGCGUGGCCCGCCGGGGUGUGCCCGAUCUGGUCAUCUUCAUUGUGGCCUCCCUGGUGCAGAGCGCGCCCGACAUCAAGCUAAAGGUGAAGUGUCUGACCGUGGGGGCGGGCAUCACGGACGUGGACGCGGUGGAGGAGGUGCUGCCUUGUGCCCGGGUGCAGAUCUGCCGGCUGCAGGUGCUGGAGGCGCUGUACCGCAAGGCGCGCGAGCUGGCUGUGCCCAAGGAGGACAAGGUGCGAAACCUGCUGCACAACAUGGCCAACGCCAGCUCGCCCCGCGUCUACAGCCAGUACCUCAGCGACCUGGAGGACGUGGCGCCGCUGCCCUUCCUGCAGUACUACCUGGAGCACUGGCACCACAACAAGGGCAUGUGGGCGGAGUGCUGGGCCUUCGAGCGCAACUGUGACUGCCCCUUUCUGGAGCACAUGAGCUUCCACCAGCAGAAGCUGCGCUCGGCGCUGAGCCCGCCCCUGGGGCUGGCGGCCUGUGUGCGGGGGCUGCUGGAGCUUCAGGCGCUGCGGGUGGAGAUGGCGGCGCUCAAUGAAGAGCGGGUGUCGGAGCUGUACCGCGCCGUGUGCCCGCCAGACAGCGCUGCGCUCAUCGCCGAGGAGCUUGGCCUGGCCAAGCACGCCAACUACCACGUCAAGGAGGUGCCCGAGGGCUUCCUGCUGGAUGGCGGCAUCUGCUCCUUCCUGGUGAGCCGCGACCUGGCCGCCUGCUCCUGCUCCAUAUAUGUCUCAAGCCGCCGGCCCUGCCGCCACCUCUUCGCCACCCGCCUCUGGACUGGGCAGCCCCUCUACGACCCCGGCUUGCUGCAUGCCCCAUCGGGCGGUGAGGGGCAGGACACCUAUGUAGGCUUCUGGGCCCGGGCUCAGGUGCCCCGCGGGAUGGAGGAGGACGAGCUGCAGGAGAAGGAGUUCUUCUCGUGGGAGGAAUUCAGCGCCUUCUUCGACGCCUGGUGCGAGCGCAGGAAGGUCCUGUUCUUUGUCAAGAAUUCGGUGCCGCUCAGCAAGUGCAAGUGGGCAACGGUGCCCCCACGGCCCGACGUGGUGGAGGCCCUCAAGUACAGCUCCGUGCGCCUGGUCUGCAAGGACUUUCGCGGCUCCAGCAAGCCCGACCAGGGGGGGCAGCACAAGGGCUGCUGUGCCAGCAUUGUGCUGAAGAUGAGCCCCAAGAAGGACCGGCUGAUUGUCACCGAGUGCCAGCUGGCCCACAACCACGCCCUGUGCCCCAUCGAGUUUGCCUACUACUUCAAGAAGGGCUACCUGAUGGCCAACUCAUGCUUGCCGGUGCGCACCACCAACAAGAUCUCCAAGCAGUUUGUGGGGGGGCCAGACGUGCGGCGCCUGCUCUCCUACUGCAAGAGCCGUGACCACGGGGUGCUGGACGUGCUGACCGUGCUGGAUGGGCUCUUCGCCAGCGACCCUAGCGCCAAGGUCAAGCUGGUCUUCAUGGAGGACAAGGUCAUCGUCCAGACCAUCUUCUUCCUGAGCUCGCGCAUGAUGGCGCUGAGCCGACGCUUCCCGCUCAUGCUGUUCUUUGACCGCAUGGUGGGGCUGAACGAGGAGUUUGACCUGUAUUCAGUGCUGUGCGUGGACGGGGCGGGGCGCGGCCGCGAGGUGGCCUACUGCCUGACGCAGCGGGAGACGCCCGACCUGCUGCGCUUCACACUGGCCUCGCUGGUGCAGAGCGUGCCUGAGGUCAAGCUGCAGGUGCGGUGCAUCACGCUGGGCGUGGAGAUUGCCCACCUGGAGGCGGUGAAGGAGCUGCUGCCCAAUGCCCGCGUGCAGAUCUGCCGCUCCCAGGUGCUGGAGACGCUCUUCAGCAAGGCUCAGGAGCUGGGUGCCGCCGAAGAUGAGCGCAUCUGGCCCCUGCUCUGCCGGCUGGCUGCAGCCAAGUCGCCGGCCGCCUACCAGCAGGCGGUGCAGGAGAUGAAGUCCAUUCUCCCCCAGCGCUUUGUGCGCUACUUCCAGCGCCAUUGGCAGCCGCGCAGCGAGAUGUGGGUGCAGUUCUGGGCCUUUGAGACGGCCCGCAACGUCAACGCCUGCGAGCUGCUCAAGCAGCACCAGCGCCGGCUGCUGGCAGCCCUCAGCCCCUCGCCCACCGUGGCCCAGUGCAUGCUGGACCUGCUGGCCAUGCAGGUGGGCAGCGAGGCCCACGAGCUGGACGAGGGAGAGCUGGCCACGCACUACCGUGCCAUCUGCAAGCCAGAGCCGGCUGGACUGAUCGAGGAGGAGCUGGGCUUUGCACGGCACGGCCGCUACCGCUUCCAGGAGACGGCCGAGGGCUACCUGCUCCAUGACGGCCUGUCCGAGUUCGCCAUGGAUCAGGCCCUGACGCGCUGCUCCUGUUCCAUCUACACCUCCAGCCUGCUCCCCUGCCGCCACCUCUUCGCCACGCGCCUGCGCACCGGGCUGGCGCUCUUUGACCCUGGCCUGCUGCACAGGAACCGGGCAGCACUGCUGGGAGCAUGCUAGGGCCGUGGGGCAGGGACUCCAGCUGCUCCGGGUGCUUACUGUGUAAGUCAGGGGGCCAGGCACUGGUGCGGGGCCGGCUGCACAUCUGCAGCUCGCACAGCAGGGGAGAAGCCAGCCCAUUGCCACGAUGGGGGUGCCCUGCGAUGACGUCAGGAUGGAGGGGAUACCUGGGUGCUGGUCCUGUUUGACUUGUUUUCACAGAGAAGAGAAAGUGGCAGGUGGUGCUGUCCUGUAGCUGAGAGCACCCACAGCCAGUGCCAGGCAGGGACCUCAGUGGGUUGGGUGCCCAUCAUGGGCUGGGUGCUGCUGUCCCAUAGCUCAGAGCACCUGCAGCCCAGGCCGGGUAGAGAUCCCAAGGUGUCUGUGUACCCAUGGUGGGCUGGGCACCGCUGGCCCCUAGCUGAGAGCACCCAGAGCCCCUGGCAGAGGUGGGUGGGUGGAUGUUGCCAUGUGGGGUGUGAUACUCUGGGGUGUCUGCGCCUGCCGAGGCGGGUGGGUGGAUGAUGCCAUGCAGGGUGUGACACUCUGGGGUGUCUGCGCUGCAGAGGUGGAUGGGCGGAUCAUGCCAUUUUGGGUGUGACGCUCGGGGGUUUCUGCGCUGCAGAGGCGAGCGGAUGAUGCCAUACGGUGUGUGACACUCUGGGGUGUCUGCGCUGCAGAGGUGAGUGGGCGGAUCAUGCCAUUUUGGGUGUGACACUCGGGGGUUUCUGCGCUGCAGAGGCGGGCGGAUGAUGCCAUACGGUGUGUGACGCUCUGGGGUGUCUGUGCUGUCAGAGGUUGGUGGGUGGAUGGUGUCAUGUGGGGUGUGAUGCUCUGUGGUUUUCUGUGCUGGCAGAGGUGGAUGGGUGGAUGGUGCCAUACGGGGUGUGACACUCUAGGGAUGUCUGCGCUGGCCGAGGUGGUUGGAUGGAUGAUGCCAUGCAGAGUUUGACACUCUAGGGGUGUCUGCGCUGGCAGAAGUGGGUGGGCGGAUGGUGCCAUGUGGGGUGUGACACUCUGGGGUGUCUGCGCUGGCAGUGGCGAGUGGGCGGAUGGUGCCAUGUGGGGUGUGAUGCUCUGGGGUGUCUGCGCUGGCAGGGGCGAGUGGGCGGAUGGUGCCAUGUGACGUGUGAUACUCUGGGGUGUCUGUGCUGGCAGGGGCAGAUGGUGCCAUGCGGGGUGUGAUGCUCUGGGGUAUCUGUGCUGUCAGAGGUGGGUCUGUGGAUGAUGUGGUGUGACACUCUCUUUGUACAGAGAAUACAUUUUAUUCAAUAAACGUAUAUUUUCCUUUUUGACCCUU